Molecule: messenger RNA, 4062 nt
Organism: Rangifer tarandus platyrhynchus (Svalbard reindeer)
Lineage: Eukaryota; Metazoa; Chordata; Mammalia; Artiodactyla; Cervidae
Source: the annotation of a GenBank genome assembly
AUGUCGACUGGGGACAGUUUUGAGACUCGGUUUGAAAAAAUCGACAACCUGCUGCGGGAUCCCAAAUCGGAAGUGAAUUCAGAUUGUCUGCUGGAUGGAUUGGAUGCUUUGGUAUAUGAUUUGGAUUUUCCUGCCUUAAGAAAAAACAAAAAUAUUGACAACUUUUUAAGCAGAUAUAAAGACACUAUAAAUAAAAUUAGAGAUUUACGAAUGAAAGCUGAAGAUUAUGAAGUAGUGAAGGUGAUUGGUAGAGGUGCAUUUGGAGAAGUUCAAUUGGUAAGGCAUAAAUCCACCAGGAAGGUAUACGCUAUGAAGCUCCUCAGCAAAUUUGAAAUGAUUAAGAGAUCUGAUUCUGCUUUUUUCUGGGAAGAAAGGGACAUCAUGGCUUUUGCUAACAGUCCUUGGGUUGUUCAGCUAUUUUAUGCAUUCCAAGAUGAUCGUUAUCUCUACAUGGUAAUGGAAUACAUGCCUGGUGGAGAUCUUGUAAAUUUAAUGAGCAACUAUGAUGUGCCUGAAAAAUGGGCCCGAUUCUAUACUGCAGAAGUAGUUCUUGCAUUGGAUGCAAUCCAUUCCAUGGGUUUUAUCCAUAGAGAUGUGAAGCCUGAUAACAUGCUGCUGGAUAAAUCUGGACAUUUGAAGUUAGCAGAUUUUGGUACUUGUAUGAAGAUGAAUAAGGAAGGCAUGGUACGAUGUGAUACAGCAGUUGGAACACCUGAUUAUAUUUCCCCUGAAGUAUUAAAAUCUCAAGGUGGCGAUGGUUAUUAUGGACGAGAAUGUGAUUGGUGGUCAGUUGGGGUAUUUUUAUAUGAAAUGCUUGUAGGUGAUACACCGUUUUAUGCAGAUUCUCUGGUUGGAACUUACAGUAAAAUUAUGAACCAUAAAAAUUCUCUUACCUUCCCUGAUGAUAAUGACAUAUCAAAAGAAGCAAAAAAUCUUAUUUGUGCCUUCCUUACUGACAGAGAGGUGAGAUUAGGGCGAAAUGGUGUAGAAGAAAUCAAACGACAUCUCUUCUUCAAAAAUGAUCAGUGGGCUUGGGAAACACUUCGAGACACUGUAGCACCAGUUGUACCUGAUUUAAGUAGUGACAUAGAUACAAGUAACUUUGAUGACUUGGAAGAAGAUAAAGGAGAUGAAGAAACAUUCCCUAUACCUAAAGCUUUUGUUGGCAAUCAACUACCUUUUGUAGGAUUUACAUAUUAUAGCAAUCGUAGAUACUUAUCUUCAGCAAAUCCUAACGAUAACAGAACUAGCUCUAAUGUGGAUAAAAGCUUGGAAAAUUUGCAGAAAACAAUUUACAAGCUGGAAGAACAGUUACAUAAUGAAAUGCAAUUAAAAGAUGAAAUGGAGCAGAAGUGCAGAACGUCAAACAUAAAACUAGACAAGAUAAUGAAAGAAUUGGACGAAGAGGGGAAUCAAAGAAGAAAUCUAGAAUCUACAGUAUCUCAGAUUGAGAAGGAGAAAAUGUUGCUACAGCACAGAAUUAAUGAAUACCAAAGAAAAGCAGAACAGGAAAAUGAGAAGAGGAGGAAUGUAGAAAAUGAAGUUUCUACAUUAAAGGAUCAGUUGGAAGACUUAAAGAAAGUCAGCCAGAAUUCACAGCUUGCUAAUGAGAAGCUGGCACAAUUACAAAAGCAGCUAGAAGAAGCCAAUGACUUACUUAGGACAGAAUCAGACACAGCGGUUAGAUUAAGGAAGAGUCACACAGAGAUGAGCAAAUCCAUCACUCAGCUAGAGUCCCUAAACAGAGAACUGCAGGAGAGAAAUAGAAUUUUAGAGAAUUCCAAGUCACAGAUGGACAAAGAUUAUUACCAACUGCAGGCUGUAUUAGAAGCCGAACGAAGAGACAGAGGUCAUGAUUCUGAGAAGAUUGGAGACCUACAAGCUCGAAUUACAUCUUUACAAGAGGAGGUGAAGCAUCUCAAACAUAAUCUUGAAAGAGUGGAAGGAGAAAGAAAAGAGGCUCAAGACAUGCUUAAUCAUUCAGAAAAGGAAAAGAAUAACUUAGAAAUAGAUUUAAACUACAAGCUUAAAUCAUUACAGCAACGGUUAGAACAGGAGGUAAAUGAACAUAAAGUAACCAAAGCUCGUUUAACUGACAAACAUCAAUCUAUUGAAGAGGCAAAGUCUGUUGCAAUGUGUGAGAUGGAAAAAAAGCUGAAGGAGGAGAGAGAAGCUCGAGAGAAGGCUGAAAAUAGGGUUGUUCAGAUUGAGAAGCAGUGUUCUAUGCUAGAUGUUGAUCUGAAACAAUCUCAGCAGAAGCUGGAGCAUUUGAUUGAAAAUAAAGACAGGAUGGAGGAUGAAGUUAAGAAUCUAACCCUGCAGCUGGAGCAGGAAUCAAAUAAGCGACUGUUGUUACAAAAUGAAUUGAAGACUCAAGCAUUUGAGGCAGACAAUUUAAAAGGUUUAGAAAAGCAGAUGAAACAGGAAAUAAAUACUUUAUUGGAAGCAAAGAGAUUAUUAGAAUUUGAAUUCGCUCAGCUUACAAAGCAGUACAGAGGGAAUGAAGGGCAGAUGCGGGAGCUGCAGGAUCAGCUGGAAGCGGAGCAGUAUUUCUCGACACUUUAUAAAACCCAGGUAAAGGAACUUAAGGAAGAAAUUGAAGAAAAAAACAGAGAAAACUUAAAGAAAAUACAGGAACUACAAAGUGAAAAAGAAACUCUUGCUACUCAGUUGGAUCUAGCGGAAACAAAGGCUGAAUCUGAGCAGUUGGCUCGAGGGCUUCUGGAAGAGCAGUAUUUUGAACUGACCCAAGAAAGCAAGAAAGCUGCUUCAAGAAAUAGACAAGAGAUUACAGAUAAAGAUCACACUCUUAGUCAGCUUGAAGAAACGAACAGCAUGCUAACCAAAGAUAUUGAAUUAUUAAGAAAAGAAAAUGAAGAGAUAACUGAUAAAAUGAGGAAGGCAGAGGAAGAAUAUAAAUUGAAGAAGGAGGAGGAAAUCAAUAUCCUUAAGGCUGCCUUUGAAAAGAAUAUCAAUACAGAACGAACCCUUAAAACACAGGCUGUUAACAAGUUGGCAGAAAUAAUGAAUCGAAAGGACUUUAAAAUCGAUAGAAAGAAAGCAAAUACACAGGAUUUGAGAAAGAAAGAAAAAGAAAAUCGAAAGCUCCAACUUGAACUCAACCAGGAAAGAGAGAAGUUCAACCAAAUGGUAGUGAAACAUCAAAAGGAGCUGAAUGAAAUGCAAGCGCAAUUGGUAGAAGAAUGUACACAUAAGAAUGAGCUUCAGAUGCAGUUGGCCAGCAAAGAGAGUGACAUUGAGCAGCUGCGUGCCAAACUUUUGGACCUUUCAGAUUCUACAAGUGUUGCUAGUUUUCCCAGUGCUGAUGAAACUGAUGGAAAUCUUCCAGAAUCAAGAAUUGAAGGUUGGCUUUCAAUACCAAAUAGAGGAAAUAUCAAAAGAUAUGGCUGGAAGAAACAGUAUGUUGUGGUAAGCAGCAAAAAAAUUUUGUUCUAUAAUGAUGAACAAGAUAAGGAACAAUCCAAUCCAUCUAUGGUAUUGGACAUUGAUAAAUUGUUUCAUGUUCGUCCUGUAACACAAGGAGAUGUGUACAGAGCUGAAACUGAAGAAAUUCCUAAAAUAUUCCAGAUACUAUAUGCAAAUGAAGGUGAAUGUAGAAAAGACUUAGAGGUGGAACCAGUACAACAAGCUGAAAAAACAAAUUUUCAAAACCACAAAGGCCAUGAGUUCAUUCCUACACUCUACCACUUUCCCGCCAACUGUGAGGCCUGUGCCAAACCUCUCUGGCAUGUUUUUAAGCCACCCCCUGCCCUGGAGUGUCGAAGAUGCCAUGUUAAGUGCCACAGAGACCACAUAGAUAAGAAAGAGGACUUGAUUUCUCCAUGUAAAGUAAGUUAUGAUGUAACAUCAGCAAGAGAUAUGCUGCUACUAGCGUGUUCUCAGGAUGAACAAAAAAAAUGGGUAACUCAUUUAAUAAAGAAGAUCCCUAAGAAUCCACCAUCUGGUUUUGUGCGUGCGUCCCCUCGGACACUUUCUACAAGGUCCACUGCAAAUCAGUCUUUCCGGAAAGUGGUCAAAAAUACAUCUGGAAAAGCUAGGUAA